Messenger RNA from Soboliphyme baturini, 264 nucleotides. The record is from the annotation of a GenBank genome assembly. Lineage: Eukaryota; Metazoa; Nematoda; Enoplea; Dioctophymatida; Soboliphymatidae.
AUGAACGCCUUGCUUAUCUUCCUAGCAGCAGUGGUCAUGGCCAGCAGUCAGCCGUAUGGCUAUUACGCCUAUUAUCCGUACUAUGCUUAUCCUUACGGAUAUCUACCACCAUCCGGAUACGGAUAUGGCUAUGGCUACUAUGGAUACUACAAAAACAAAGGUGCCACGGCAGGAAACGAGCCGAUGCCGAUCGAUUCUGGCGGUCCAAGGAUGAACCCUACCGCAUUCAACGACAUGCCACGUUUCAACCCGAAAUCCGCUUGA